AUGUCGGUAGGAGUGCCUAAGUGGUCGAUUGAAGAAUAUUUGAUGUUCUUUAGGCACUGCACCAAGAGGAGGACUUACCCUUCGUUCCAGCCUGGAUACAGGCAGUUUGAGAAGGAACCAGAAGAAGAAGCUGCUAGGACAGAUUUCAGGAAGAAGUUCCUGAGCGUGACUCUACCUAGGGAUCUGCCCUUUGGAGGUGGGAAGCCCACAGAUUCAUGGUGCAGACCAUUAAGGACAUUAAUGCUCAAGUCAUUGAAGAAUAUUGGAGGCCAGGCUCUCCAUGCCGGAAAAGUGAUUGUUGAAAGUCCUUCUCCUCCUCCUACUAGGUCGAAUAGACUUAGGAAGAGGACUGUGAUGGAGUAUGUGGCCACAGAACCUACAACAACUCCUACAACGACCUCUGGUACUGAUGAAGAAUUGAGAGAGGCCCUUGAAGAUGUUGAGCAAGAGAAAGAGGUCAUGGAAGGACCUCAAGAGAAAACCAGAGAAGUGGACGAAGAGGAGAUCCCUGCUAAGGUGAUUACACAGAAGGUAGAGUUGACGAGCUCUGAACUAGCCCUAUUUGAUGACGUGGAUGCAGAGCACUCCACUACUGUUCCAGAGCCUGAAGCGGAGCAGGUAAAAGAGAUCAGAACUGCUGGGACUAUGGUUAUGAUGACUAGUCCUCUCAAGCCUCCUAUUGUAGCCAUGCCUAUCCAUUCUCUUUCAGGUUCAUCUACCACGGCCUCUUUUGCUGAUCCAUAA
This is a messenger RNA of Prunus armeniaca (apricot), 744 nucleotides long. NCBI's taxonomy places the organism in Eukaryota, Viridiplantae, Streptophyta, Magnoliopsida, Rosales, Rosaceae. The record is from the annotation of a GenBank genome assembly.